Molecule: messenger RNA, 1533 nt
Organism: Pyricularia pennisetigena
Lineage: Eukaryota; Fungi; Ascomycota; Sordariomycetes; Magnaporthales; Pyriculariaceae
Exons: 2
Coding region: 1-1533 (510 amino acids)
Molecular function (GO): protein binding
Source: RefSeq, a predicted model, not a curated record
AUGGACGACCACGAUGUGCCCGAGACGUCGACAGCAUCCAAGCCAAAAAGGCCUCUGUUCAAAAAGCGCAAGGUAAAGUCUGGUACAAAAUCAGCACCGGAUGCCACGGGCACGACGGGGCAGAGCGAUGGGGUCUCAACCACAAUCAAUCUGGACGAGGACGACGACGGCUUGGACCUAUUCAAGCGCUCCAAGGACUUUUUCCCCGUGUUCGUCAAGGACCGAGAGGAGGAACUGGCAGCAGAAACACAAAAAUCAGAAGAAUCGAGUGAUCGAAAACGCCGAAAAAUCUCGCCAUCGGCAGACGGCACAUCUCCAAAGUCGGAUCUUUAUGAUGUAUCGGAGGAUGAAAAGGAGCGCAUUCGCAUGAGGCGAGAUGAGAAACCGCUCACCCCACCACCGACAAAAGACAAGUCACUGUUAACCUCUUCUGGGCGGCGAUCCGCCCAAUGCGACUUGGGCAAGGGCAAAGCAACCGCCUCCCCCACCAGCGCAACGCCAUCGAGGCGUGCAUCCGUGAGACCAGCUCCGAGCAGCUCCAUCGUAAUAUCCGACUCGGACGACGAUUAUGUCCCCAGGCCCACCGCUAGCAGGAAGCCGCCAGCAGGGACCAAAGAUCCAGCAGCGUCGCCGACUCGGACGGAGCAGCAGGCAACCACUACAACACCGAUAGAGAUAGAUGACCAUCUCGAAGAAGUCGCGCCAGCUACCGACGGCCCGGAUGACGAAGACAACGAGUUUGCCCACUUUGUCGUCGCCGCGCGGGAGCGUCGGGAAAACCAAAAGGCCGCCCGUGCAGCCGCCGAAUCUGCCAGGGGCACAAAGCCAAUCGAGGAACGGACCAUCCAAGUCUUUGUGACGUCGAGGCUUCCUCCGCCCAAAAUGCACCCCGUCGUCAUCAAUACGGUGAUGCGCAAGCCCAUCAAAAUACUGCGGGACACGGUCGUGGCGUUCUCGGCCUCCAGAGGCCGGCCGCUGACCGACGAGGAGGAAAAGGGGGCGUUCCUGGUGUGGAAAGACAGACGGCUGUAUGGCUCCUCCACGCUUAUGUCGCUCGGCGUCAUGCCGGAUGCACACGGCGACUUUUCAAAAACGGGCCCAGGACAUGCCAACGACGGCGUGACCGUCAACGGCCAGCUCCACUUUGAGCUGUUCACCGAGGAGAUCUAUGCCGAGUGGAUGCAGCAGCUAGAAAGGCAACGGCAAAAAGACCUCUACCAGACGAUAUCAGACGAGGGUGAACCCGGCCAGAAUCCUGCCGCCGAUGGACAGGACGAGACCCAGGCGCAAGAUGUCAAGAGUUCUGAAAAGAUACGCAUCUUUCUGAAAGCCAAAAACUUAGAUCAGGUCAAGGCUUCAGCGAAGGCUGAUACUGAGAUUAGUGAGCUCGUCGCCGCCUUUCGCAACGUACGCAAGAUUCCGGCGGACAAGGAGGUCGUCAUCAUGUUUGACGGCGACAAGCUCGCCGAGAACGACACUGUUGGGGAUGCGGGGAUUGAAGACAGGGACGUUGUCGAUGUGCUCGUCAAAUGA